Molecule: messenger RNA, 455 nt
Organism: Coregonus sp. 'balchen'
Lineage: Eukaryota; Metazoa; Chordata; Actinopteri; Salmoniformes; Salmonidae
Source: the annotation of a GenBank genome assembly
AUGUUAAUGUGUACUCUAACCAAAGACGUCCACUACUUGUGUCCUAGCAAACCCUUCGUCAGAGAUAACACUGAGCAUCUUUGUGGCCUUAAGCCUAUCACCAGCGAAGAACGCUGUAGAUCCAAACUAACAGCAAGAGGUGGAGUCACCACCAAUCAAGUGGAAGUGGUAGGGAAUCAAUAGCUGAUUAGCACCCCAGUCACGUCCGCCACUAUGACUUAUGAACGCCAUGACUCAACCACCCAACUGAAUCUCCCCAAUCAGAAAUGUUUUGUUAAGGUACCAGAGGGGGGGCGAUUAUAGACAUAGACGACCUAGCCCUAUACCAACUUCCUGACGACAGGAUAGACACAGAUAUUGAAAUGCCAGACGCUUUUGCUAAACGUUCCCUUGAGUUACCACCAGCUAUUCAAAACAAAAUUCAGUACCAGGGACCGAUGACUGUUGAUCUUAGU